UAAAUCUGUCACAAACUUUUUUGACAGUUCAAAAAGUUUGAGUACAUUUUCAGAAAAACGCCUUUGCGUCGCCCAACAAGAUAGAAGUCCAAGGUUCAAAUAAAUUGCAAUUAUUCAAUAAAAUUUAAAUAAGAAUGUUUCCUUUGAGGCAACUGGCCAGGCAUGCUACCAGGAUUUUGCCAGCAUGCCGGCCUAUGUCAGCGUCAGCUGGGCCGAUGGUGGAUGUCGCCGAUGAUGGGGGUAUCGCUGUGGUGACGCUACAGCGAGCGCCGGUCAACAGCCUCAACCUGGACCUACUGCAAGCCAUGAGCAAAGCAUUGGACGAUGUGGCUAAAAACAAACCCAGAGGCAUGAUUUUGACUUCAGCAUCUCCAACUGUAUUUUCUGCAGGUCUGGACAUCAUGGAGAUGUACAAACCUGAUCUAAAGAGGGCAGAGCAAUUUUGGACGACUCUCCAAGAAGUAUGGAUUAAGCUCUUCGGUUUCAAGUUUGCCACAGCUGCUGCUAUUAAUGGUCAUGCUCCGGCAGGAGGUUGUCUCCUGGCCAUGUCCUGCGAAUACCGUGCCAUGGUUGGCGGCAAGUACACCAUAGGCCUUAACGAGACUGCCCUGGGCAUUGUAGCCCCACUCUGGUUCAUGGAUACCAUGUGCCACACCAUUAGAACCAGAGAUGCUGAGUUAGCUCUUACAACUGCUAAGCUGUUUACUGUAGAUGAGGCUUUGAAGGUUGGUAUGAUUGACGAGGUUGCUUCAGAUAAAGCUGAUGCCAUAGACAAAUGCAAGAAAUUUAUAAAGAAGUUCGACAGAACCCCACCACUAGCCCGCACAAUGACUAAGCUCAAAAUCAGGCAAGGACCGCUAUCUCACAUGCAGAAAAUCAGGCAGGCAGACACGCAGGAAUUCCUGGCGUUCCUGCAGAACCCACAGGUGCAGCAGGCGCUGGAAAUGUACAUCCAGAGCUUAAAGGCGAAGGCAAAGUAAAUAUUUAGUAAAAUCAAUUUAGAUACCUAUUCUACAUGUGUUUCUUGUCUUGUACUCUUUUUGAAAAGGCUCUAAGAUAUAUUUAAUUUUUAAAAGUGUUUUUUACACUUCUUUUAUGUAAAGUCGAAUUCAAUCGUGAUGUUUUUAAUCAAAAAGUCAACUGACUUGACAAGUAACUACUUAUUUUGUUCUGGUUUUGGCUGUCAAUAAAAAGCCACGUUUAUAAAGAUGCCAUGCCAUUAGAAAUAUUUUUAUUGACAACAGAAAAUGAGGUAACUUUUAAGUGAAAACGUCACAUUUCUUAUCUUAGAACAGAAAAAAAACUAUAUUUAAUUAAAUAAUUACAGUCCCAGUGUGUCUGAUAUUAUGCUAAGUAAUAAAAAUUAUAUAGACUAUUAGGCACGUUUGUGCGCAUGUAUUAUAUAGGUGAAAUUAUAUAAAUGUUAUGAAA
Molecule: messenger RNA, 1431 nt
Organism: Cydia pomonella (codling moth)
Lineage: Eukaryota; Metazoa; Arthropoda; Insecta; Lepidoptera; Tortricidae
Product: enoyl-CoA delta isomerase 1, mitochondrial-like
Exons: 5
Coding region: 135-980 (281 amino acids)
Biological process (GO): fatty acid beta-oxidation
Cellular component (GO): mitochondrion
Molecular function (GO): enoyl-CoA hydratase activity
Source: RefSeq, a predicted model, not a curated record